AUGUGGUACGUCAGCACCAGGGGGAUGGCCCCCCACGUCGACUUUGAGGGUGCCCUCUUCUCUGGCUAUGCGCCCGAUGGGGGCCUCUUCAUGCCUGAGGAGCUCCCGCAGCUGGGCAGGGAGACCCUGCGUCAGUGGAGUGUGCUCUCCUACCCAAGCCUGGUCGUGGAGCUGUGUGCUCUUUUCAUUGGCCCAGAGCUCAUCCCAAGAGAUGACUUAAAUGAUCUGAUCCAGCGGGCCUUCCGCAGGUUCCGCCACAGAGAAGUGGUCCAUCUUUCCAGGCUGCGGGAUGGGCUGAACGUGUUGGAGCUGUGGCAUGGAGCCACAUAUGCGUUUAAGGACCUAUCCCUGAGCUGCACGGCACAGUUCCUGCAGUACUUCCUGCAGAAGAGGGGGAAGCACGUCACUGUGGUUGUAGGAACUUCUGGAGACACAGGGAGUGCUGCCAUUGAGAGUGUUCGAGAAGCAAAGAACGUGGGCAUUAUUGUUCUCCUGCCCCAGGGUCACUGCACAAAGAUCCAGGAGCGGCAGAUGACCACCGUGCUGGAGGAGAACGUCCAUGUGUUUGGAGGGGAGUUGGAGGGAAACAGCGAUGAGCUUGAUGAACCUAUCAAGGCUGUGUUUGCUGAUGUGGCUUUUGUUAAGAAGCACAAUCUGAUGAGUCUGAAUUCAAUCAACUGGUCCCGGGUCCUCGUGCAAAUGGCUCACCACUUCUUUGCUUACUUCCAGUGCGUGCCAUCCUUAGAUAUGCACCCGCUCCCCACUGUGGAGGUGGUUGUGCCUACAGGGGCUGCUGGUAACCUUGCAGCUGGGUGCAUCGCUCAGAAGAUGGGCCUGCCCAUCCACCUGGUCGCAGCAGUGAACUGCAAUGAUAUCAUUCAUAGGACUGUUCAGCAAGGAGACUUCUCUCUGUCUGAGGCUGUCAAGCCAACCUUUGCAUCAGCUAUGGACAUCCAGGUGCCCUACAACAUGGAGCGGAUUUUCUGGCUGCUCUCUGGCUCUGACUGCCAGAUGACAAGAGGCCUCAUGGAGCAGUUUGAAAGGACCCAGAAUGUGAGGCUGCCUGAGAAACUGCAAAGCAAGCUUUCAGCGGCGGUGACAUCUGAGUCAGUGUCAGACGAGACCAUCCUGCAGACCAUGGCCCGCUGCUGGGAAGAGAACCAGUCCUUGCUGUGCCCUCACACGGCCGUGGCCGUGAGCUACCAUUACCAGCAGAUGCUCAGGCAGACCCCCAGCCCUCCCCGGUGUUGUCUGGCCCCUGCCUCUGCAGCCAAGUUUCCAGAAGCUGUCGUGGCUGCUGGACUGAGCCCAGAAACUCCGGCGGAGAUCCUAGCCCUGGAGGGAAAGGAGACGCGCUGCACCCCGAUGCGGAAGAGUGACGACUGGACUGUGAUGCUCCGGGACACAAUUGAGGACAUGGGUCGGCGGUGGAGGGCCACGUCCUGA
Messenger RNA from Pipistrellus nathusii (Nathusius's pipistrelle), 1446 nucleotides. Lineage: Eukaryota; Metazoa; Chordata; Mammalia; Chiroptera; Vespertilionidae. The record is from the annotation of a GenBank genome assembly.